Molecule: messenger RNA, 1702 nt
Organism: Peromyscus eremicus (cactus mouse)
Lineage: Eukaryota; Metazoa; Chordata; Mammalia; Rodentia; Cricetidae
Gene: Kctd14
Product: potassium channel tetramerization domain containing 14
Exons: 2
Coding region: 78-839 (253 amino acids)
Biological process (GO): protein homooligomerization
Molecular function (GO): protein binding
Source: RefSeq, a predicted model, not a curated record
GACCGUGUUUCCCGCCCAUAAGUUAUCUACCCAAGGCUGUGCUGGGUAGUCAGUGCGAGCUGUCCUUUCCCACCAGGAUGAGCCUGCCGGCAAACCAAGCUAAGGAGGCCAGCCAGGAGUCCCUGCCCGCAAACCAACUCAAGGAGCACAGCCCGGAGCCCCGGAUCCUAUGCUCCGACCCGGACAUCGUCGUGGAGCUGAAUGUAGGAGGGCAGUUCUACACCACCACCAUGGGCACCCUGAUGAAACACCCAGGCUCCAAGUUUCCAGAGAUACUAUCCAGAUCAGCUAAACACUACAAAGACGCACAGGGCCGCUUCUUCAUUGACCGUCCCGGCGCCUACUUCGGGCCUAUCUUGGACUACCUACGCACUGGGCAGGUGCCCAGAGAGCACAUUCCUGAGGUCUACCGUGAGGCUAAGUUCUACCAAAUCCAUCUUCUGGUCAAGAUGCUGGAGGAUAUGCCACAGAUCUUUGGGGAGCAAGUGGCCCGGAUGCAGUUCUUGCUGGGAGUGCCAAACUACAGAGAGAACCUGGAGGUCCUGCUGCACCUGGCUCGGGCAGAGGCCGUGGCAAUGCGCUCGUCAAAGGUGGUGGUGUGUGUGGUGCACACGGAGGAGGAGGAUGCCAAGUGUGCGGAGCCGUUGCAUAUCUUGGAGGCCAAAAAGACGCCCGUUGUCAAAUUUGGGCCCUGGAAGGCAGGCCCUGGGACGGAGGACUUUGUGCACUGCCUGGAGAAGGACAUUAGAGCCCAGGGGUAUAAGGUGUCCCCUCAGAGGUACCAUCUGAGUAGGGACCCCUACACAUGCUUCUGGAUAUUCGUCUUCACUUGGUGGUGAUCCCUAGGAGGGGGCGCUGUUGGUUAGGGGCCGUGGUAGGACUUGCGAAAUCAGUUGCCAUCAAAAUCCAUAUUCUAAAGCUGAGCCCGUAGUUCCAGCCCUUGGGAGGCUGAGAUAAGAAGACUCCCAUGAGUUCGAGGCCAGACUUGGAUAUAGACUAAAACCCCAUUGAAAUGACUCAGGAGAGGCCAGGCUACCCUGACUCCACACCUGCUCCCCUCUGGAUCCACAUCUGCUUGCCAGAAUAAAGUAGGGUUCUCCCAUCUUCUGAGAAAUGAAGCUUGUCAAAUAUUUAACAAAGUAUAGCCGGAAACUUCUCCGGUCCCACCCUGCCCCGCGGUCCCACAACCACUUAGAAAAUAAUCACUCGAGGCUUAUAUUAAUUACAAACUGUAUGGCCUAUGGCUUCAGCUUCUGGCUAGCUAGCUCUUUCAUCUUAAAUUAACCCAUUCCUAUCAAUCUAUAUGGUGCCCUGUGGCUGUGGUGCUCCCGGUCUGCUGACAUCUUGUUGCUCCUUUGGUGGCGGCUGGUGUCUCUCCCGACUCUGCCCUUCUCUCUGUAUCUCUGCUUGGACUUCCCACCUGGCUGUAAGCUUUCUUGCCAUAGGCCAAAACAGCUCAAUUUAUUAUCCAAUGGGAGCCCCACAUAUUCACAGCAUACAAAAAGACAUCCCACAGUAGACAAAGGGUUCCUCCUUGCUUGCUGGGAAAUAACCCUGAUGUAAAAACUCCCCUAGCCUGCACCUGGUGUGAUGUAAUGUGGCUUUGUCUUUAUAAACUCUGUGGUUCUCAACUUGGGGGCCAAGAGUUCUUUGUGGCAGGAGUCUGACAUCAGUCACAGAUUAAAUAAAGGACUGAUCUGGC